Messenger RNA from Arthroderma uncinatum, 1167 nucleotides. RefSeq lists its product as uncharacterized. The coding region runs from base 1 to 1167 and encodes 388 amino acids. The record is from RefSeq and is a predicted model, not a curated record. The transcript is spliced from 5 exons. NCBI's taxonomy places the organism in Eukaryota, Fungi, Ascomycota, Eurotiomycetes, Onygenales, Arthrodermataceae.
AUGCAUAUCACGACGGAGGGGCAGAUUUGGCUCACAACCGAGGAUCCAGAAGACUUGGCCAAAAAAUAUAGCGAAUAUGCCCAUGGGGACACCCGAAAGGAGAGGAGGAUUGUCCUAGAUAAGGCGACUCUCGGUCAGGCGAAAGCAGCAGUACAGCGCGACGAACAGCUUAUUGUCUUCGUCUUUGGCCAUGGCGAUCAAGACACGCAUGGAAUUCGACUUGGCCGAUUCAGGACUACUUCAAACAAGACUCCCUUGCUGCUCAUGAGAGAUUUUGCCCGUGCUGUUCCAAAAGAAGCAAAGGUGACUUUGUUCACAACGGCAUUCUACUCCGGAGGUUGGCUUGUACAGCCAAACACUAACAAGGCCAAAUUUCUUAAUGUGACUGGCAUCACUGGCUCGGCGGUUGACGAAGAAGGGGAUGAUAAAAUGGAGGUUCUUACCCAUCCGACUUACAUUGGAUUAGCAUCCUCUAUCUUUGAAAAGAUCUCGACUAUUUACUCGCUAGCUUCCGAACAGAGGAUCCACUUCUCAGCCCAAGAUGAUGAGUGGGAGACACACUUUGGGAAACGCACCGGCUUUCAGUUAAAUCAUUUUAAGGAAGGAUGGGAGUCGCUGCGCUCCAUUCCACCAAGUGGUACCAAAAGCCCUGAGUUGGAUUCUAGCGGAGACACUACAUCUAGAACCGCAUCUAUUGACCGAGAGUUGACGCAUAGAGCCGUUGAGUAUCUUUCCUCAAAACCGGAGCAGACAAUAUUAGAUGCCGAUGAUUAUAUCCAGGUCAUGGGUAUCGAGGCCCAGAGUAUCAAGGAAUUUGAGAUCGACCAAUGGAAAGCCGAUCCGCAGACAAGGACGACAAGAAAUAAGAUAAUUAGGCAGAUUCUACAAGCUCGACUCUUUGACCCCCCGCUCGACAGUAUAGGAUUAUAUUAUUCAAAGCCUACUGUCUAUCUCGCUAUUAUCCUUGCUGAGACCUGUAAGAGCAGUGAGGAAAUAGCGGAUAAGAUAUCACUGGCCUUAGAAGCUAAGUCACUAAGGAUGGAGAAUAUUGUUGCUCAACUUCCUGCGGAGCAGAUUGUUAAUGAUGCGCAGGUUGCUGAAGACAGUAAAUCUUUUUUCCAGGAGAUGAAAAAGUUGGGCCAUAAAGUACGACUGAAGACUUUUUAA